This is a messenger RNA of Pelmatolapia mariae (spotted tilapia), 2770 nucleotides long. It is a transcript of the gene atad5b, whose product is annotated as ATPase family AAA domain containing 5b. The transcript has 12 exons. Gene Ontology annotation, molecular function: ATP hydrolysis activity; ATP binding; DNA clamp unloader activity. Gene Ontology annotation, cellular component: nucleus. NCBI's taxonomy places the organism in Eukaryota, Metazoa, Chordata, Actinopteri, Cichliformes, Cichlidae. The record is from RefSeq and is a predicted model, not a curated record.
AUGUCGCUGGAUGCAAAAGAUAAAAAUGGCUCAAAUUCAGCUACAGGGCUUUCGGGAACACAACCCCAACCAGUGCCGGAGACAAGAGAUGCUUUGUGCGCAAAAGGAGCUAAAAUUGCUCCGAUUUUCUUACGAGCGAUACAGCAAAGAAAGCGGAGCAGCGACGGGGAGCUGGACCAGCCUCUGGAUAGCACGCAGCAAUCCGUGUUUCAAGGUGAUAACGUGCAACCAGUAAAACGUCCACCUGCAGUUUCUCACGUGACAAUAAAGGACAGGUGUCAGGGACAGCUGUCACCCUCAGUUCUGCACAGCUGCCUGGAAGAAAUCCAAACUUCUAAUCCAGCAUUUCCAGUCCAAGCUGUGCUCAACACUUUGAGGAAGAAGGCAGGAGAAGGGCUGCAGGAGCAUGCACUCACAGAUUUAUUUUUUGAGGAUACACUGUGGACAGAUAAGUACAGUCCCCAGUGUUCAUGUGAGGUCAUUGGUAAUCCUGCAUCUGUGAAUAAAUUGUACAGUUGGUUAAGGAAAUGGAAACUAAGAGCCGCCCGUGACAAGGAGAGACAAAUGGAGGAAAAGAAGCAACAGGAAAACAGUAAUGAGUCAUGGGAUUGUGGAGACUUCCAGGGUGAAGCUGGAUCAGACGAUGGCAGAGAGGACCCACUGGGUAACACCCUGCUGAUUACAGGACCGUCAGGUGUGGGCAAGACCGCUUCGGUGUACGCCUGUGCUCGGGAGCUGGGCUUCAAGGUGUUUGAGGUGAACUGUUCCUCACAGCGCAAUGGGCGCAAUGUUCUGUCCCAGCUAAAGGAGGUUACCCAGUCACACCUAGUGGAGACGUCGGGGAAAGACCAGCUGAAACCGGCUUACUUCAACACCUUCAACACCAACACCUGCACUUCUAAAUCUGAGAUUUUACUAGGAAAAAGGGUGCUUCCUAAAAAUGUCACUUCCACCUCAAAAAGAAGAACAUCACAGAAUUUGAGAGGCUCUCAUUGCAGCGCAAAAGCAAAAUCAGCCACAGUCACUCUGACUCACUAUUUUAGGAUGAAGGCCAAAGCAGAUCACUUACAGUCUGGUUUCCUGUCACCAUCUGAAAGGCCAGAGAACAAGAAACUGGUCAACUCAUCGUCAGGCUCUGAUGUAGCAGAGAAAAAGACAGCCACUUCACUUAUUCUCUUUGAAGAGGUUGACGUUAUAUUUGACGAUGACGUCGGUUUCCUUGCAGCCAUUAAGGCUUUCAUGAGUACCACUAAAAGACCAGUCAUUUUGACUACGAACGAUCCCUUAUUCAAGGAUCGAUUCGACGGCAGCUUGGAUGAAAUAAUUUUCAAAACUCCAUCAGCAGUGAAUAUGUGCAGUUACCUGCAGCUGGUGUGUCUGGCUGAGGGAGUGCAGCUGGAUUUGGGUGACGUCAGCAACCUCCUCAGACUCACCUGUGGUGAUGUCAGACGCUGCCUGCUGCAGCUGCAGAUCUGGGUGCAGAGUGGUGGAAGGUCUAAGAAACCCAUCUGUGUGCAGUACUCAGAUGCUGCUGAAGGAGAACAUUUAGACUCAUUUCCUCCGUACAAAACAGGCUGCUCUGCUAACAUGCUGGGUCUUUGCGGUGUAACUCCAGAACAUUUGCUGAACCUUCUAAAGGCAAGUAUUUGUUUCUCUGCAUAAAUCUUCAUGAUCAUUUCUCCAAAUGAAAUUAACGUUUCCGAUCUAUCGUGUUUUGAUUCUCAGUCCUCGUCUAAAAAGCACAUGAACGAGCUCUUGAUGCUUCUCGCUGAGAGCUGGAGACGAGGCGUGCCUCUUCUCUAUUUGAACCUGGAGCUUCUCCUGUCUGUAGCAGCUCAGCAUACUACGGUUCGAUGCUUGGAAACAGUAGCUUAUUCCAGGCUACAGUGCGAGCAAUCUGAUGUUGGGCUUCACAUCGAGCAGCACAAUAGAAGCAUUUAUCAAAGGGCUUCACUGACCAACAGCAAAUCUGUAAGCCAUAUGUCAAGGCUUAGCAGAAGGAAGUAUAACAACACAUCAUCUGACAGUUUGGGCCUUGAAAAAACAUUCUCAUUCAGUGGGACUCCUUCAAAAGCUCUGCAUUCAGGCAGUACGGCUCAACAAAUUGCAGCUAAAGAGGGGAGUGAGUGUUUAGACGCCCUGACUGACUUCUUUGACCUCAUGUCCUACCUCGAUGCCACCCUGCCGCCCACAGGGAUACGUGUUUCCGACUCCUGCGCACCCGAGUCAUUUGUGUGGACAGGGGCGGAGAUAAAGGCUGGUUUGUUGGAUGAGAUGAGGGAGGGAGAGGACAGCAGCUACAGUCAGGAGAGGCUGUUGGACAUUCAGGCUGCUGCUGAAGGUUUGGGGUGUCACAGGUGCUUGUGCAGAGCGUCUGAGGCAUGGACUGAAGUGCAAAAAAUCAGACAGGGGCUGGAGGACAAAAGGUGGGGGAGGCUGAUGGAGAGACUUGCAUUGACCUCUUCUAAAAGACACAGUCUCAGCUUUAGUUUUCAGCCUCUCUGUGAGCCAAGUUUGUCCCAAAGAAGAUUCAGACUGAACAGGACGGUUCUCAGCAGUAAACCCUUCGUUUUGCUGGGGAACAGACGGGCUGUGUGUGUCGACUACAUGCCGGUCCUCCGCUUCAUCUGCCGCUCACAUAAAGCACAGCAACAGAAACAAGAGCCACUGAGGUGUAUGAACUACCUCAACAACAUUCACCUGGGCCUCUCAAAGUCAACCAUGCAGCUCCUGGCAGAAGGUUUCACGUGACUCCUAAAAGACUAUUGAA